AUGUUCGAGGAGCCAUCGGAGAAAAUUGAUCGUGACUUCUUAUAUCUUCCCCUGAUUCGUAAGGAAAGACCCAACUUCCAAGUCCUAUGCUCGGUAUUAAAGAAAUUAGAACACAUUUUUCUUGAUAAAGAAACGAAACCGGUCUGGGAAAGUUAUUCUCUCGACCGCUUUGAAGAGAGUUCACCAGUAAAUCAGAAAGAUGCGAUCGAAUGGUUAACAAAACUUGUAGCAUCUCCCUUAGAUUGGAUAUACGAUGACUUUCAAAAAGAAGAGAUAAUGGAUCGAGCUGCAAAGUCAUCGGGUCCGAUCAUUAGAGAAUGGUGUUUUCCGCCACCAACGGGCAGUCACAAUUCUAUAGUUUUAAAGAUCCGUGAUUCAACUUUACUCGAUGACAAUGUCGGGUUCAAGACAUGGGGUGCUGCCUAUCUUUUAGCCAAACGUUUUACGUCAGGGGAAUCUAUCACACGGGAAAAACUGGUGUCAAAUUCAAUUCUCGAAAUUGGAGCUGGAACUGGGCUGGUCGGCCUGACCUGCGCAAAAAUGGGGUGUUCAAAUGUGCUGUUGACCGAUUACCAUCCACAUGUUCUCACCAACAUUGAUCACAAUAUUAAGAUAAAUCAAUUGAGUGUCGCUGUGAGCAUGGAAAAACUGGAUUGGAAAGAGAUCGCAAGUGGAAAUUUCGAAAAUUUACCCUCUUAUUUGUUGCAUCAAAAAUUUGAUAUCAUUUUAGGAGCGGACAUUGUGUAUGAAAUUCCACACACCGAUUGGAUACCCGAAGUGAUUAUCAAAUUUAUGAAAACCGAUGGGAUUUUCUAUCUAGAGAUUCCACUCCGCACCACACAUGCCAAGGAGGUUGAGCUGUUUGAACGAAAUAUGAUUGAGCGAGGACUGAUUUUGAAAAAAGUACAGAAUCAAAAGGGAUUGGAUGAUUUUAAUGGAAUCCAAAAUUAUCGGUAUUACGAAUGGGUUUAUAGACCUUGA
Molecule: messenger RNA, 981 nt
Organism: Acaulospora colombiana
Lineage: Eukaryota; Fungi; Glomeromycota; Glomeromycetes; Diversisporales; Acaulosporaceae
Source: the annotation of a GenBank genome assembly